UAAUACUUUCAAACUCGAGAGCAAUCUCUGAAAAAUUAAAAUAGUCUCCUUCUUCACUCUCUCUCUCUCUCUCUCUCUCUCUACUUGGAGCUCAGAGCAGUCGCAGUCUUGCAGCUCUCCCCUUCGCUGCAAUUCUCUCCUCCGGCGGGCACCAAUGUUGUUCUUCUCGUACUUCAAGGAUUUGGUGGGCAGAGAAGUGACGGUGGAGCUGAAGAAUGACUUGGCCAUCAGAGGGACGCUCCACUCCGUCGACCAGUACCUCAACAUCAAGCUGGAGAAUACCAGGGUUGUCGACCAAGACAAGUAUCCUCACAUGCUUUCGGUGAGGAACUGUUUCAUCCGAGGGUCCGUGGUUAGGUACGUACAGUUACCUCCCGAUGGAGUGGACAUUGAAUUGCUCCACGAUGCCACAAGAAGAGAAGCUAGAGGUGGUUGAAUUUUGAUAUAGUCUGACAGAAUCAGUCCUCCCUGUAUGAACCAUGGAUCCUAUCUACAUUUUGUGAUGCUUCCUACUAGAAAGCCUAAUGCAAAUCCCUGAUUUUCUGGAAAUUUCUAAACUCUUCCCAAAAAGGAAAAAAAAAGGAUUUUAUUUUUAGGGAACAACUAUUGAUUAAGAUGUUAGUUUCUUCUAGUUUAUUGCAAUUUCUUGGCAAUCA
Messenger RNA from Punica granatum (pomegranate), 656 nucleotides. NCBI's taxonomy places the organism in Eukaryota, Viridiplantae, Streptophyta, Magnoliopsida, Myrtales, Lythraceae. The record is from RefSeq and is a predicted model, not a curated record.